CGCUUCUACGCACUGCAAUAAGCAAACAUGGCGGCCGUUGUCGACAGUGUUGUGAAAGUCCUUGGAGAGCAGUAUUACAGAGAUGCUAUGGAGCAGUGCCAUAGCUACAAUGCUCGUCUUUGUGCCGAACGCAGCAUCCUCAUGCCUUUCCUGGACUCUCAGACUGGUGUUGCUCAGUCUAACUGUUACAUCUGGAUGGAAAAGAGACACCGGAGUGCUGGUGUAGCUCCAGGGCAGCUGUACUCUUACCCAGCCCGUCGUUGGAGGAAGAAGCGGCGUUCCCAUCCUCCCGAGGACCCUCGCUUGGCCUUCCCCCCUCUCAAAGCAGCUGACCUAGAGCUCGGCCUAAAGCGCGAUACCUUGGGAGCGGUAGAUGGAAGCAGCUUGGAGGCCUUGCUGAAAGGGGAGCCACUUGAGAGGAGAAGUGGUGUGUCAGAGCUCCGUGGCCCAGAGGAUGAUACACCCGCCGUGGAGCCUCCAGCUACGUCAACAGUUACUCACACAUCUUCUGGCCGCAUCCGUAAGAGGGUCCUUGACCAUGACGACUACUUGGACGAUCUGGAUGAUGAAGAUUUUGAAGAUGAAACUCCCAAGAGACGAGGCAAGAGCAAGUCCAAGGGCCGAAGUGACAAGAAUGGCAAGAAGAAAACAGAGGCUGCAGCUGCUGCACUGGAGGAGAGGGAUAAACCGUACGCCUGCGACAUUUGUGGGAAGCGCUACAAGAAUCGUCCUGGCCUGAGCUACCACUAUACACACUCUCAUCUGGCAGAGGAGGAGGGCGAGGACCGCGAGGAGAUCGAGGCACCACCCACUCCUCGCCAGCCUGAGGAACAGAAGACAACUAAGAAAGGUCCCAACGGACUGGCACUGCCCAACGACUACUGUGACUUCUGUCUGGGAGACUCCACCCUAAACCAAAAGACCGGCCAAUCUGAAGAGCUGGUAUCCUGCUCAGACUGCGGACGUUCAGGUCACCCAACAUGCCUGCAGUUCACACCAGUGAUGAUGGCUGCAGUGAAGACCUACCGCUGGCAGUGCAUUGAGUGCAAGUGCUGCAACGUUUGUGGCACUUCGGAGAAUGAUGACCAGCUGCUGUUCUGUGAUGACUGUGACCGAGGUUACCACAUGUACUGUCUAACUCCACCCAUGACUGAACCACCAGAGGGGAGCUGGAGCUGCCACCUGUGCCUGGCUCUGCUGAAGGACAAAGCCUCCAUAUACCAGCAGAACCAGAGCUCUGUCCAUGAGUGACAUCCAGACCAACCCUGCCCCUCUGCACCAGGACCCCCCCAAUCCAAAUGUCAGACCUCUUCUCAGUACAGAGCUCCAGGCUCUGUCCAGAUGUUGCUGAACCAGGUCGCAGAUCAGUUUUACAAGUCUGUCUUAUCUACAGUGCUAGCAGGGGGGGGACUCAAAACCAAAACAGACCUCAGAUCAGUCAACACGUGGAUCAAAACAUCACUACCAGUCUGCCUGCCAAGUCCCCGGGGCUUGCUGUCAAACAUGUAACAUAUUGUGUGUAAAUACAGUAUUGGCACACACUGUGUCCUGGACGGUUACACACAUGCAGAACUUGAGUGAGUGUGCGGUAACCAUGGUAACUGCUGUCGCCAUGGGAGCUCACAGGAGAAAAUGGAUUCACAUCACAGCAAAUUAUCUCGACCCACUCAGACACAGUGAGGAUUAUUGAGAAAAAAACAUUUUUUUUCUCCUGCCAAAUGUUCUAUUUUUAAUCUAUGAAAGUGGCGAAAGGAAGACGUCACCAUAUACAUGGUCAAGGAAUAUUAUUCUUAUUGUUUCUCGUUACUAGUGGGCUUUUGUAGUGGCAUUGUCCUGUGUACUGUUGUCUGAACCGUUGGGCCGUUUACUGUAUGUUUUAAUGAGGUUUCCUGGAGGAAGAAGCGCUCAGUGCCAAUGUCUGCCUUCGUAUGAGACACACAUUGCAGCUACUCCUCUCUGUUCAGAGGGAGCUCGUCAGAAGCACCACCAAGCUUAAUUAGGAAAGGGGGUGUCAUACUCAAUUUGUGGCAUGAAGGUCUUAAAGUCAGCACAAAGGCUUAUGGCAUUACUUCUUAAAAAAAAACAAAAAAAACAAGACUUUUUAAUAUACCAGUCUGUUAAAUGCAGGCUGUGUUCAUCAACCAAAAUGGUCAUACGAUGUCAUUUUCAACAUAGGUUCUCCAUAAAACAGUGUUAAUGCUCUUAUUUUUAAAAGCCUCAUGCUUGAUGAGGAGAUUAAUAGUAGUUCCAUAUUCUAGUACACUCUAAGUCCAGUUUCUGAAACACAAGUGAUCGAAAUUUGUAUAAUUUUCUCAAAGAUGUGUUUUUGUCAAUAUAUUUUUUUUAAAAUAUUGUGACAUUUACAUAAUUUCACACAUAUUAAACAGCUGCUGUCACACCAACAACACUCAUUUACUGUAGCUUCUUUUCAUCAUUUGUCACCGAGGCUUAUUUGCAUGCAGAUUGCACCUGUAUUGACGCACACAAACUUGCAUCACAAGUGUUUCUUACAUUUUUUUUUUAUUUUAUUUUACAUUAUACCUAAUGUUUCAAAAGUAUUGGGAGCUUUUUCUAAUAAAAUUUUGUGAACUCUAUGGUAUAGCUAACAUUUCAACUACAAUAUAUAUCACUCCCAAUGCAUUUUAUGUACUGUACUGACUUUUUCUAUUUUGUUAUGACUGUGACAUGUUCAAAUUAAUUUGAUUAUUCUGAUAUGUCAGACCUUCAUCAUAAGUUUUUGUAAAAUGACUUGCAUUGUUGUACUAUUUUUAUUUUUACAUUCCUUUGGUAUUAAAGUGGCCCGACUGAAAUAAAA
Molecule: messenger RNA, 2815 nt
Organism: Cololabis saira (Pacific saury)
Lineage: Eukaryota; Metazoa; Chordata; Actinopteri; Beloniformes; Belonidae
Product: zinc finger protein ubi-d4-like
Exons: 11
Coding region: 28-1251 (407 amino acids)
Biological process (GO): nervous system development
Cellular component (GO): nBAF complex
Source: RefSeq, a predicted model, not a curated record